AUGGCAGAAUACUACCGGGACAAGCUUGAAAAGCUAGCUCAAGAUGGAAUUGAUGACAGAACUAGGACGGAAUUCCUCCCGUUUUUAUAUCCAUUUUUGGGUUUACUUGGUAGUAAAAAAAGACAACAUGUUUUAACGAGAGAAGUUAAAGAAUACGUUCCUGAUGAACAAAUAACCAAGAAGCAAUCGACUCCAGUGAGUAUCGAGUCCUUUAAAGAAUUAAACUUGAUAUUUGAUGCUGUUAUUGCUGAAUUUAAAAAGGAAAAGGAAGCACUCAUUGAUAUUAACUCCAAACUUCAUACUAGGAUUGAAGAAAUUUGGGACCUAGUGACGGAAGUUAUUGAGCUAGAUAUUACCACUAGGGCUUUAGAUGAUCAAUAUGAAGAGAACAAUGCUAGAAUUGUGAAAUUAGGACAGACUCAAAAUCGUACAAUUAAUUUCUUUAACGAAAAUGCUGAGUUUACUAAGAUUAAGGACGAAAACAAUGAGCUUAAAAAAGUUAUUACUGAGCUUGAGAUUAAAAAAACAAGCUAA
Messenger RNA from Entrophospora sp. SA101, 534 nucleotides. NCBI's taxonomy places the organism in Eukaryota, Fungi, Glomeromycota, Glomeromycetes, Entrophosporales, Entrophosporaceae. The record is from the annotation of a GenBank genome assembly.